CUUUUAUAUAUUCAUUCUCAAACCUUCGCACACAGUUCUAGUUUAUCUCUACAUCAAUCCCUAACAAACUACUUUCCCCAACAUCUAUCGCUUAACCAUGGAGUUUCGUACUUUGGAAAUCAAGAUUAUGUCGGCGAAAGAUCUCAAGAAGGUCACUGUUUUCUCCAGGAUGAGUGUUUACAUCGUCGUUUCGAUCUCAGGCGGCGACGAGAAAUCGAAGCAGGUGGCUAAAACUCCCGUGGAUCGCGACGGUCAGGCAAAUCCCGCUUGGAAUUUCCCCGUCAAGUUCACAGUCGACGAGGCCGCCGCUCGUCAGGGCCGCCUGAUGCUCGUUUUCAAGCUCCGAUGCGAGCGCGCGCUCGGGGAUAGGGACGUCGGUGAAGUUAUCGUCCCUGUUAAGGAGCUUCUCGAAUCUCCGGCUGCCGGCGCUACGAAGCAGUUCGUGAGCUAUCAGGUGAAGAAGCCGUCCGGAAAACCGAAAGGUCAGCUGACAUUCUGUUAUCAAUUCGGAGAGAAAACUAACGGAUCGCCGCCUUUUGCGGCGGUGGCUGCUAAUAAAGCAGAUGAACCUGUAACGGCUUAUCCGGCUUUUACGCCGGCUUUUCCGGGUUCAAGCUCUGUAUAUUCUCCAGGGCCUACACCACCACCGCGCAAUGGGCCGGCAGCCUAUCCGCCGGCGGCAGGGUAUCCUCCAGCCGGAUACGGAUAUCCGCCGCCGCCUCCGGCGGCGUAUGGUAGUGGAUAUCCACAUCCUCCGCCUCCUGCGUACGGAUAUCCACCGCAACCCGGAUACGGAUAUCCACCGGUACAACCGCCAAAGAAGAACAGAUUUGGGUUAGGAUUGGGCGCCGGGUUACUGGGUGGAGCGCUGGGAGGAAUGCUGAUCGGAGAUGCGAUUUCGGACGCCGGCGCUUAUGAUGCCGGAUAUGAUGACGGUUUUGACGCCGGAUUUGAUUUUUGAUUUGUCACCGCCUUACGUUCUUGUGUCCAAUGUUCUUCUUUUAAUAAUUUUGUACAUAUAUAUUUAGAUGAUUACAGUGUUCUUGAUUUGCUUUCAUUAGAAAUUACUCGUGCCUCUGUUAUAAACUAUACAUUAAACCAA
Ipomoea triloba (trilobed morning glory) is the source of this 1102-nucleotide messenger RNA. Its product is annotated as protein SRC2-like. The transcript has a single exon. Lineage: Eukaryota; Viridiplantae; Streptophyta; Magnoliopsida; Solanales; Convolvulaceae. Bases 98 to 961 code for a protein of 287 amino acids. Gene Ontology annotation, biological process: defense response. The record is from RefSeq and is a predicted model, not a curated record.